Molecule: messenger RNA, 3652 nt
Organism: Cyprinodon variegatus (sheepshead minnow)
Lineage: Eukaryota; Metazoa; Chordata; Actinopteri; Cyprinodontiformes; Cyprinodontidae
Gene: esyt2b
Product: extended synaptotagmin-like protein 2
Biological process (GO): lipid transport
Molecular function (GO): lipid binding
Source: RefSeq, a predicted model, not a curated record
CUGUGAAGGCAGUGUGAGGUAACCAGUGGAUAGUUCAGGCAUGCAUUUAGCAAGCGGCUCUCAAUGAAAACUAAUAAAGCAAAUACUAGCGCAGAGGACUAUGGGAGGGUGCGCAGGUGAGCCGACUUGAAACGCAGCGCUCCGUCCAUGGAACUGGAUCCUUAGACAUAUAGUCCGAGGACAAGAGAUGUCAGGAGACAGCAUGACAGCUGUACGCGGAGCCCACUCGAACAACAGCAGCCCUGCGACACCGAAGGAAAACGGACACACCGCCCAGCCGACGUCCAACUUUCCCCAUCCCUCAGCGGGGAGCGCACCGGAGGACAGCCCGGCGGGUUCCAGCAGCGAGCUCUCCCACACAUGGAUCCACUUCGUGAAGACUUUCGUCAUUAUUUUCCCCAUUUAUGCCCUGGGCUAUUUUGAGUUCAGUUUCAGCUGGUUGCUGAUAGGACUUUUUAUCUUUUUCUGCUGGAGGAGGAACGCAGGGGGGAAGCUGAGCCGCCUGAGCCGAGCGCUUGCUUUCUUUGACCAAGAGGAGCGAAGCGCACAACGGUGUCUGACCACCUCGGAUUUACCUCCAUGGGUUCACUUCCCAGAUGUAGAGCGUGUGGAGUGGUUAAACAAGACUGUGAGACAGAUGUGGCCGUACAUCUCCCAGUUCGUGGAAAAACUGUUCCGUGAGACAAUUGAGCCGGCGGUGAAGGAGUGCCACGCCCAUCUAAGCACCUUCUGCUUCAGCAAGAUCGACAUAGGAAAUACACCACUCAGGAUUAAUGGGGUCAAGGUUUAUACAGAAAAUGUGGAUAGGCAGAUCAUCAUGGACCUGCAGAUCAGCUUUGUUGGGAAUACUGAGAUUGAUGUGGACAUUAAGCGCUACUACUGCAAAGCUGGGAUCAAGAGCAUCCAGAUCCAUGGCGUGCUAAGGGUAGUGAUGGAGCCCUUGCUGGGGGACGUGCCUCUCGUUGGAGGACUGUCUUUGUUUUUCCUUAAGAAGCCACUCCUUGACAUAAACUGGACUGGCCUCACCAAUAUUCUGGACAUUCCUGGCCUCAACGGCUUCUCCAACAAUCUGAUUCAAGACAUAAUCUACAGUUAUGUGGUUUUGCCCAAUCGAAUAACAAUCCCUCUGGUUGGAGACGAGGACCUGGCUAAGCUUCGCUUUCCAAUGCCCAAGGGAGUUCUCAGGAUUCACUUCCUCGAGGCUCAGGAUCUGGAAGGGAAGGAUCAAUUUCUGGGAGGACUGAUCAAAGGAAAGUCGGACCCUUAUGGCAUCCUGCAUGUCAGCAAUCAAAUGUUCCAUAGCAAGACGAUAAAGGAGAGCCUCCAUCCCAAGUGGAAUGAGGUUUAUGAGGCUCUUGUGUAUGAGCCCUCUGGUCAACAUCUGGAAAUCGAGCUGUUUGAUGAAGAUCCAGACAAAGAUGACUUCUUAGGAAGGUUAGCUUCCCUUUUCCUCUCCUGCUGUUGGUUUGAACUGGAAGAAGCACCUACUGGCAAACUGCACUUAAAACUAGAGUGGCUGUCUCUGUUCUCCACUUCUGAUAAGCUGGAUCAGGUUUUAAGAUGUGUGCGUGCAGACAGAAGCCCAACAAAAGAUGGACUCUCGUCAGCUCUCCUGGUGGUCUUUCUAGACUCAGCUAAGAACCUGCCAGGUGUCUUCACAGGCAGCUUAGGCUGUGGAAACUUAAGUGAGAGGAGAGCUUCUGGCUUAAUCUUUUGUGAGGGCGAUACAUCUGAGUGUAGUGCAAAUUUCUCAGCCAAGAAAAACAGCAGUGAACCCAGUCCUUAUGUUCAGUUCACAGUUGGACAUAAAACUCUGGAGAGUAAGCACAAAUGCACACUGGGUAUUUUGCGUGUGCCUUUGAGUAGGCUUCUGUCUGAGGAGAACAUGACGCUGGCGCAGUGCUUUUCUCUGAAGAACUCUGGACCAAGUUCCACCAUCAAAUUAAAGAUGGCCUUGAGGAUCCUUUCACUGGAAAAACAGAUAUCUUCAGACCUGCCCUCUGCGGUGCAGGUCAGAAAAUCCAGUGUUCCCCAGACAGCCCUGGCCCCCUCCCUGAGUCUGUCCUACUCAGAGUCACAGCUGCUUUCUGCCACACCUCCAAAGCCCGUACGCGCCUCCACUCUCACUCUCCAGGACCCUGACGGCGAGCCAUACUCUGCCAGCCCUCGCCGCAGCACACCUAACUUGAGCACCACUAUUUCUAGCUCUCAGAAAUACCUGCCUCACAAGGAGAGCACCCCCAGCCUGGCGUCGGAUAUCUCACUGCCUAUCGCCACCCUGGAGCUUCAACAAAGACUCCAUCAGCUGCAGAACGGCUCGGCUCCUGGCCAAUACCCCCUGGGUGAGAUCCAGCUCACUGUUCGACACAGCUCCCAGAGGAACAAACUGGUUGUGGUGGUGCACGCUUGCAGAAAUCUGAUAGCCUUCACCAAAGAUGGCUCAGACCCCUUCAUACGCCUGUAUUUGCUGCCUGACAAGAGCCGGUCGGGAAGGAGGAAGACAAGCACGAUGAAGAAGACUCUUAAUCCUGUUUAUGAUCAAACGUUUGAGUUCAGUAUUUCCCAUGUGGAGCUGAAUAGGAGAACUCUGGAUGUAGCGGUGAAAAAUGGAAGGAGCAUCCUGUCCAAACACAAAGGCCUUUUGGGAAAGGUGCUGGUAGAUUUAAGUGGAGAGGAUAUCUCAAAAGGGUGCACUCAGUGGUAUGAACUGACAGAAGAUGGUUUGUCAUCUCUAGGAAUACGAAGAAGUCAAGAAUCCCUCAUCACACAGUGAAACCACUCUUGUCUUCUAAAACUGUGAUGUGGUUCUUUGUUAUAUGUUUUUUCAGCUAUUCUAAAGGAGAAGUUUUAUUCCCUUUUCAGACUGAUGAGUAAAGACACAUACUAUAAAUAGUAAAACAUGCAAACCACCCGGAGUUUGUUUGCAGACUUUUAUGUAGAUAUUUCUCCUAUUUCUGUAUGAAAACCACAAUUUGCAAGUGUUUUCAUGACAUUAUCUUUCCUUAAUGGAAGUUUUGUAGAAAUGUGUGCAAAUUCUUUGAGAUUUAUUUGGUGUUGAUGCAAAAACAAUAUGACAAAUUCUGUUUUUCUUAUGUGAAAAUGAACCAAAGGAACAGAUACAAUCCCAAACAUAAGCCUCAUAAGUAGCAAUCCUUUUCUUGUUAUUUAUUUUCCGUUUGUUUUGUUAUGCAGUGUUAUUGAUUCUUUACGUCUGUAAAGAAAUACAUGGAAUGCACGUAUGCAAAAUUGUAUUAAUUUUAGCAGAUUUGCACCAUAUUUGUAAUUCUAAAUUUUGUCUCAGAUGCUGUGGGAAAAAUGCAUUUUAGGGCUAUGAAUAAGUGCUGCAGACGACAUACAUAUAUAAAAGAGGAUACUUGAAUAAGUGUUUUGAGAGUCUAAAACCAUAUGUGAGUUAUGUAAACAAAGAAAGUUACCUUUUUGCAUUUUAUGAUCAGGUUGCUGCAACACAUUGAGAUAAUGCAUCUUUGGCUAUAUGCUUGUAAAUUUUUUGCCUUGCAAUUGUAACCGUUUGUUUCAACUUUUCAAUACAUUUCUUCUUCUCUCCGUGCCUUAAGAGCCUGCUAUCUGAGUUUUUUUUCUUCUUCUAAACUAUUAACAUUUUGAAAUGAUCUGAUGCCUUGUGGCUUUGAAU